AGAGAGAGAGAGAGAGAGAGAGAGAGAGAGAGAGAGAGAGAAGAGAAUGCGUGUAUUUUAUGUUACGAAGGUCUACCGUGUGACGCGACUUAACAUUGGUCUUUUUCAUCGUAUACAUGGUUUACCAAUCGUUGCGAAUAGGCAGCGUCCAUAAAAUAUACGUGCCUCUCGCGAGGCAUUUUCGGCUGCGAUGUAAGACGAAGAAGCUAUGCAGGAACAUUUUUGGAAAUGCAGUUCAUCCAAACCCGCAAACGGUAUUGUUUUUUCCAUGUAAAAGUCAGAAAGUCUUACGAAAACUUUGUAAGCUUCCUAAUAAAAUAGCAUUUAAUUGAAUAAAUGUGAAGCAAGUGUUGUUGUAUCCUCUCGUUAUCUACGGUUUUGAUCACGCUCAGAGUGCCACGCGUCCUCGGCGCUCUAUGCGUGAAAACUCGUAGUGCACGCGACGGUAAAACUUUACGCACUUGACCCACCGUAACGUCUCGUUCGUGCCGGAUUUAGUUUCAAAGCAAAAAACUAUCCCGUUUCGUGAGAUUUUCAAGUUUCAGUCUAGAGUCGAUCGUGUCUCGAUACGUAGCGUUUCGUUCCCGAAAUCUAUAGUUCUCUUCGUAUCGGAACCGGUUUGAUCGAGAACCGAGUUACAUUGGCCGUUUGAAUACCGAAUAGUAAUUGACUUUACUGUAUAGCGUAUCGUACCUAUGUACGCGUAUAUAGGAUUGUAACGUAAAUAUACGCGACAAACGAUCGCGCGAGUCGCUAAAUUCACGACUUCUGUUUAUUUUUUUUUUUUUUUUUUUUUUUUUUUAAUGUUCAAUUGAAUAUUAAAAUGUAUAUUUUCCAAUAGAAAUGCAAACGUAUUUAAUUUAUUUCCUGUUAUCGCGUUCCCUUUAUGUAGAUGUUACGACAACAUCAUUCGACGGCAGAAUGUCGUUUAAUUUAUUUUCGGGACGCUCGGAAAGUAUCGAUCAAAUAUACACCACCUCCUUGGAGAAUGUCUCUUGCCGUUGACACGCAUUGUCGACGAUCCGUGAGACGAGAAUAUGUGAACGGGACGUGUCUAGUACAACACGUUGGUAAAUGUUCGGAACGUCAACGCUGACGCGACAAGCGACAACGUAUCGUCUCGAGUGUCCAUGCUGGAGAUCCUAUGGACCAAACGAGUUCUCGCGAUACAAAUUCACCAACGGUCAACAGAGUAUCGGAAAAACCACCGUUCAAACUUUGCUUUUCCAAGGAUCAACUUCUCGGGAAAUCGAACGUUCGCGGUUCCAAAAUCGACGGUACGCACGAUACUCGCGCAACGGCUUUGUUCGGUGAUCCGAUCACGCCGAAAUUCUACUCGAGGAAUUACGAGAACGCAAGCGAUCCGAAUACAACCGAUACGUUCGAAGAAAUUCGAAACCAGGAAAGAAAAACUCCCAGGGAUUGUUGUCGUUGGCCUUUGCUGACCAGUAGCAUGUACGGUUGGUGGCACGAAUACGGAAUACAACCGAAAGGCUCUCAAUUAAACUUUCACAAAAAGACCUCGGAUUUGGUGAAUUAUCAGAUGAAAAUAUACGCAGAGGAUCGAAAACUCGGAAGUCUAAAGCACUAAGGGGUUUCGUUUCAAUUAUUGAAAUAUACGGUCAGCGAGAGGAUACGACGAUCGGACUAUGUAGAAAAAGAUGGACUUUUAAUAGAGAGAGAUAUACUAUUUUCGAGACUACUUUUACUACCAAUUCUUUUUUUAUGGUUUAAAAAUGAUUUGUGCCUUAUAACAAACUAC
This is a messenger RNA of Hylaeus volcanicus, 1762 nucleotides long. RefSeq lists its product as uncharacterized. Lineage: Eukaryota; Metazoa; Arthropoda; Insecta; Hymenoptera; Colletidae. The record is from RefSeq and is a predicted model, not a curated record. The transcript has 3 exons. Bases 1145 to 1591 code for a protein of 148 amino acids.